CCGGAAGUGGCGGCGGGAGCGGGAUCGCUGAGCUGUAGGCCAGCGGGGUAGCAACCAGAAGCUGGGGGCGGGUCGUUGGUCAUGUUUCCCUUCGGGCCAGGUAGCCCGUUAGGGGACCGGGCGGCCGGAGCCGGGGCUGAGGAGCCGGCACCCCACGAGGGACCCGGGGCAGCCCCUGGGCCUCUCCCUUCCUUGCCCGUGCCGCCACCUCCCGGGGCUGUCGCAGCCCCUCCCCCGUCUCCGGGCGGGAGCUCUCGCAGCCUCGGCGGCCCCUCGCUGUCCCCAGCUGCACGCGCUGGGGAGCUGGGGCAGUCUGGAGCCCUGGAGCCUGCCGCUUCCGCCCUAGGAGAGCCAUCACGGUCUUCGCCACCGCGCCGAAGACCCGGGCCAGACUGCGGGGCCGGGAGCCGGGGUCGGCACGUCCUCGGCACCAGCCCGGGCGGCCCGGGCGCCCGGCUCUUUGGGUGGCUGAGAGAGCGCAGCCUGGGCCGCGGGAUGUUCGUGGACCCGGCGCGGGACAAUUUCCGCACCAUGACUAACCUCUAUGGCUCCAUCCACCCCGCGGACUCGGUGUACCUCAGCACUCGCACCCACGGUGCCGUCUUCAACCUCGAGUACUCACCCGACGGGUCAGUGCUGACAGUUGCCUGUGAACAGACUGAAGUUCUGCUCUUUGACCCUAUAUCAUCAAAGCACAUAAAGACACUUUCUGAGGCUCAUGAAGACUGUGUAAAUAAUAUCAGAUUUCUUGAUAACCGGCUAUUUGCUACCUGCUCUGAUGACACUACAAUAGCACUAUGGGACCUGAGAAAACUGAACACCAAAGUAUGCACUUUACAUGGUCACACUAGCUGGGUGAAGAACAUCGAGUACGAUACUAAUACAAGACUCUUAGUAACAUCAGGAUUUGAUGGAAAUGUCAUUAUUUGGGACACCAACAGGUGUACAGAAGAUGGCUGUCCGCAUAAGAAAUUUUUUCACACACGUUUUCUCAUGCGAAUGAGAUUAACACCAGAUUGUUCCAAAAUGUUGAUCUCGACGUCCUCUGGCUAUCUCUUGAUCUUGCAUGACCUUGACUUAACCAAGUCUUUAGAAGUAGGCAGCUAUCCCAUUUUGAGAGCAAGAAGAACUACGUCAAGUUCAGAUCUGACCACUUCAUCGAGUUCAUCUGGUCCUAGAGUCUCUGGUUCACCCUGUCAUCAUAGUGAUUCUAACUCCUCUUCUGAGAAACACACAUCACGAGCCUCACAGAGAGAAGGAGUUUCACCUCGGAAUAGUCUUGAAGUCUUAACCCCCGAAGUUCCUGGUGAGAGAGACCGUGGAAACUGCAUCACAUCCUUACAGCUGCACCCGAAAGGCUGGGCCACUCUUCUUCGGUGCUCGAGCAACACUGACGACCAGGAGUGGACUUGUGUUUAUGAAUUCCAGGAAGGAGCUCCCGUGCGACCCGUCUCACCUCGCUGUUCCCUGCGACUGACUCAUUACAUCGAAGAAGCCAAUGUAGGCAGGGGUUAUAUCAAAGAACUGUGCUUCAGCCCCGAUGGACGAAUGGUUUCUUCCCCACAUGGCUAUGGGAUUCGCUUGUUGGGCUUUGACAAACAGUGCAGUGAACUCAUUGACUGUUUGCCCAGAGAAGCCAGUCCCCUGCGGGUGAUCCGUUCUCUGUACUCUCACAAUGACGUGGUUCUGACAACCAAGUUCUCUCCAACGCACUGUCAGAUCGCCUCAGGGUGCCUUAGCGGACGGGUUUCUCUGUAUCAGCCAAAGUUUUAGGCACAACCUACAUCAAAUAAGCAACUCUUCUGGUGUUUGACAGAUAAGUUACUUCAAUUUAGGUGAAGUAUUUUCUUUUUAGAUCUUAAAAGUUUGGGUCAAGAUCCUCAUUCUUAUGGGUCCAGGAGCACACCUCUGACCUGCGCACCGGGUCGUCCAGCAGAACAGGGGCCUCGCCGAGUCCGACUCCACGCAGCAUCCCCAGUCCCGCUGACCUGCGCCGCUGAACUCCCGACACCCGGUUAUUCUGCAUGGUAGCUCUUGUCAAGUUUCCUUCUUUUUCUUUUUUGUUUUUUGAUUUUGAUGUGAAUUUUGUGGACAUCUGACAGGAGUUUUAGUUGGAUUAGGAGAAACCUGUGACACUAGAAUAAAACCCAAAAGUUCGAUGUUGGCACACUGGUCGUUGAAAAAGAAACUUCAUCUUCAUUUAUCAGCACACUUGGCCUUUUAAAGUUGCUGUUAUGUUUAUAAUGAGCACAGACAAUGGUGUUAUUCUCAUAACUGUUAGAUAGUCUUGCAACAAAAUGUUUUUUUAAGCUUCCUGUUAAAACUAUACCUAUUUUUUCACCAUAAGAGGGUUUUGUUGUGCAAUUCUAGAAGAAAUAUUAUCAUCUCUCUUUGUAAUAACUUGUAUGAACUUUAAAAUCUUUAGCAUGUGUCCUUACUUGGUAUUUUGUUCCUGCCAACAGCAUCAGGGAGGAAGAAGGGCAAAGGAAUGGGCUUUUGCAUUUCUUUUGUAUAGAAGAGAAUGUGUUUAUUGGAUCGGCACACUCUCUGACCAGUGAUGAGAACAGCGUAGCUCAGAUCUGCUCUCUCUGCCGGAGUAUUUGAAUCCCACAGGAUGACGUGUUACAGUAUUGGGGUGAAGGGGGAUCUAGAGUGAAGAGGCGGGUUUUGCUCGUAUUCCUUCCACAAGCCAGGUGGCAGUCAGCUCUCUCUGCAUCAGAGAACUGCAGUCCUCUUCAAGCUGCUGGCUCAACCGUGGUCCUCAGUAGCUUGGAUGUCAAGGCUAAAAGCUGAUAGGAAGACCUCUGCUAUGUUUUGCUAUGGAGCACAGUAAGUAAGAAGCACCAAGCAGGGCUCUAGCCAAAGGCCGACUGCUCUGCCGAGUAAGCAGUGUCCCUCCAGUCCCCCCACUCGGGGCGGUGUGGUGUUUGGAGGGGAACUGCCAGAGGCUGGAAUUAUUUAACUCACACGCUGGCUUUUUCCCUCUUCCUUCGCAUUUUCUUAGACAGUGAUUCUCAAACAUGAAGGUACAUUAUAAUCAUUGAGGAGCUUGUGAAAAUACAGAAGACGCCCUCACCUUAGGAGAUUCUGAUUCUGCCAGGGAGAGGACAGGAGUCCGAAUUUUAACAGGAACGCCAAGUAAUCUUUAUUCACGUGGUCCUGGAUCACUGUGUGUGAAACACUACCUUAAACACCAGUCAGUGCUUUUGUACCCAGCAGGUGCUUCACACAACUCCCAGGAGGUGUUUUGAUUAUCGUUUUUUAAAUAAGUAAAUGAAAGCGAUUUUAGAGCUAGAAAGUAAUAUAAGAAAGAAUCAUCUCAUUAUUUAAGGAACGAGAGAAGUGACGUGACUUGCCUACGGUCAUCCUGAAAAACCACUGGCAGAGCCAGGACCCCAGUGCAAGUCUCCUGAUUCCUUGCUCAGGGCAAUUUCUACUGUAUUAUGCUGUCUGUUAAAAUAAUGACUUGUGAAUACUUUAUUUUGUCUUUAAGUUGUAUUGUUGUGACUACCCUUAAAUUGGCCAAUAGAUGAAAAAAGAAGGCAUGGGAGAAGAUGCUGAGAAUUCCAGCCAUAGCAGAAGAGUAUUUUAAAUUUUAUGGAACUGUUUAAGCAACCCAGACGCCUAGAUAAAAAUGACAUGUUUCUUCUAGCAGGGCCCACCAGACAGCCAGGCACACACUGUAUACAGGUCACGUCUCACUUGGGACAGUGUCGGCUCUAGGACUGUUUUUUUUUUAAGGUUUUCUCUAUUUACUUUUAGAGAGAGGGGAAGGUUUGACCCUGACCUGGGGUCAAAACUAGAACCUUGGUGUAAUGGGAUGGUGCUCUAGCCACUGAACUACCUGACAGGACCUAAAAUUUGGCUAUUAUUUUAGUCAUCAAAAAACUUAUGACAUUGUACAUUAUAAACACAGGUUUGCCAUAAACUUAAAAAAUUAUUUUAACACUUAAAAGUUUGUUUUAAUAAUUACAUCUGCAUUAGCCUUAGAAAACAGUAACUCAAAGACUUGUUUUUUACUCCAUCCAAAAAUAAAUUUACCUUUCAAGGAUUUCUCAAGUAUAUCAUUUUUAAAGAUUUUAUUUAUUUUUAGAGAGGGGAAAAGAGGGAGACUCAGAGGGAGAGAAGCAUCUUGGGUUGCCUCUCUCAUGCCCUCAACUGGGGGCCUGGCCUGCAGCCCAGGCACAUGCCCUGACUGGGAAUCAAACUGGCGACCUUUCGGUUUGCAGGCCCGCACUUAAUCCAAUGAGCCACACCAGUCAGGGCUCAUGUAUAUCAUUUUUAAAAAAGAAGAGAAAAAAAGCAAAAUGAGAAUUGGGACAUAACAUACAGUUUCUUACUGGCUCAUUGAUAGCUUGUUUAUAAAAAACACAUUUAAAAGAAAAAGUUUCGGAGGUAAAAAUCCUCCAUGUUAACAUUAAAAAUGAGCUACUAAGUACCGUUAUUGUAUUGAUAAUCAAAAGAGGCUUCCACAAAUUCCAUCUCCUUUGGAGGGAGUUCCACGUUCACAUGCUGGGCGCACGUGUCGCCCGGCUCCAAACUUCAGUCCAUGGUUGUUUUAACCACUGGAGAGCACUUACCACACGUCAGAUAAUGCACACACUUCACUACUGACCCUCACAGGGACCUUGCAAGGUAGGCGGCAUAAGCACCAAGUUACUUUGGAGGGAAUGGAGAGUCAGAGAGGUUAAGUGAUUUGCCUUAAGUCACAGAGCUGAGUGGCAUCACUGGGAUUCAAACCCGAGUCUGUCUGUUCUAGUCUAAAACCUGUGCUUCCUGCCCUCCCAUUCUGCCCUCUGGUUUGUAAAGGAUGGUAAACUGCCUUGCUAAGUCACUUGUUUAGCAUCCUCCGGAAGUUCUUUAUUACGGAGCUGACUUACCUUCUGCAUCACGUGAAAGAACAGUUUUAAGAUUGACAAUUUCCAUUAGAAUUAAUACCAUAAACUUCAGGACAUACAUACGGUCCAUUCCUAACUAAAAAACCUCAAGCAGGAUACAUAGCUACAAAAUAAAAAGUAGAGGGUAACUAGCCUUGUAUAAAAAUAGAGCCACACAGAUGAGAUUUAAAAAUGCACAGCCAGCAAACUCAACAAAACCACCUUUGUCCUCUUUGAGGUGUGGUCGUGAUCAAAAAGUCAUCGGGGGUAUUAAUCAAGGAAUCAAAAGUCACCAGGAACGCUGUACUCUUGGGGGACAUCACAUCCUAUCAUUUCAAGGUUCCAUUUCACUUAGAGUACAAAAUCUGAUCUGGCAUUUUUUACUCUAAAUUGUACUUAGUCAUUGGUAUUCAUAGUUGGCACAUGUAUUGUAAUUGGUAAAACAGGAUAAUUGUUGGCAGUGUUUCUCAAAGCUUGUGCAGGCGGUGUAAGGCACUGCUGUGCCGAAUGACUCCAGGAACUCCGAAUGCACAGCAGUUCCUUAGUUUCAGUUGUGAAAAUGAAGUGGCUCAAGCAGCAGAGACCUCUAUUUUAAUAUGUGUGAUCUUUUUUCUUGGAAGCCCAGAAAACAUAUUUUGCUAUUUCUCUUUGUCAUAUCCCUGAGAAGAAGCCAUACCAAAAACUGUAGAAAAACAAGCAAGGAAAAGGUCAAUCACAGCCCCCCCCCUCCUGUGCUCAGCACCAAGGCCACAAUGUACCAUUAGUGUUAAAGUCUUGUUUGCUGGAACGUGAAAUGUAGGAAAAAUAUUCUGAGAGUCUUCUAGAAGCCUAGUGUUUCCCAGUCAGUCAGAAUACAUGGUUUUGGAUCCAUAAGUAUCUGUUAAGCUUGUGACAAGUGAGGGAAAUAUUCUGAUAACUUAUUGAUGACAAUCAGCCCCAUCUAGUGGCCAGUAGUCACUGAGAGCUGUGAAAUCUCACUAAGUAAUACCUGUGUUGGUCAUGAAGGAAAGCAUAUGUACGACUUUUUGGAUAACUAAUGAAUAUCUCUUAAGUGCCAAAAUUUAAAACUUGUAAUAAUUUUUGAAGUUUUUCAGAUGUUAGUAUACCUCCUUGCCUUCUUCUUAAACAGCAUGCUCAGUAUAAUCCACUUUCUCAUGAUGAAAAGUAAAAGUUAUAUUCGUGUAUCAUUAUAAAUAUCCAAGGAGCUCUAAUGUAUAUAAAAUAGUUCAUAAGAUGUAAAGGGCUAUAACAAAUAAGUUAAUAUCAAUGACUAUAAAGUGAUUCCCUCAGCCCUGAGGUAUAUAUAAUCAUUUGCCUCGGAUUGCUGUUUUCUUUUAAUUUAAAAAUGUUUUAUAUCUGCUAAGCAGUUUGUUCUGUCUCCUUCUGAUGUGUCAACAAGCCUGCCUCUGACAGGCUUCCCACCGCCUUCUAGGGAGCCGCGCUCCCCGGCUGGGAGCCGGACGUGAGAUAACCGAGAGGGCCUGGCGUCCACAGGGCGGACGAGCUCUGGCGGGCAGCCCUGCAGGCAGCUCUGUUGGUUGCUUACCCCUUUGUGACCUCGUGGAUGCCACAGUAACCUUCUGGAAACCAGAGGUUUCUGGUUACAGCGUGGCCCAGUGGUGUUUUCAAGUUGCUACUCAGUAAAAUACUACAGACUAAGGAUGUGGCUAGAGUAAGGAAUGGACAGCAGUGUACCAAAGAAUAGCAAGGCAGCCGCAAAGGCUCUGUAUGUGAGCCUUGAAGCCUGAAAAAAGUGGUUUUCAUGCUUUUAAGGGAAAAAAAAGGAAUGCAGAGGGGGGGAAGCAAUGAAAAUCAAAUCUAGAUAGACUUAAGAGUAUUUUUGAUGCCAUUAAAUUUUGUCCACAACCAUUAAAAUACAUGCUUAAAUGAUCACAUGUUGUUACAGAGACACAGUUUUAGUCUCAUUGCAGAUUAAGAUCAUAUCAACAUUCUUAAGAGUUUCUCCCAUUCAAAUGGCGAUGGAAAUUAUCAGAAGGAAAUUAACAAAUUUACCUGUCUUGCGCUCUCUCAGUUGUAAAUGAAUCAGAGGUAGAAAUACGAGUUGGGCGGGUGUUAUGAAAAGCUCCCUCUCACACGCGCCUCCUCUGUGUGUGUGUAUGUGCAUGUCACCCAGAGGUAAUAAAAUAAUUUUAAAUAUAAAUGUGGUCCAAAGUAUUUAAAAUAGAAUUUCAAGCUUUCCUAAGUUUCUUCCUCAUUUAGAUUUCAUGGUUUUUACAUUAAAAAUUGAAUAUUUGAAUUUUCUUUUAUUUCCAAAUUGUGCUUUCUGAUAAAUUUUAGAUGAACAUCUUCAAGAAAUCUGGGGUGUUCCAAACAAUAUAGUAGACACCAGAAGUGUCCUCCCUGGGCUCUGAGGUUCUCCGAAGUUCUUAUGCUAGACUGUAAGCUCCUUGGGGGCAGGGACCAUCUUAUUUAUUCCUGUUAUCCUCAGUGAUCCGUACAGCAUCUGACAGAGUAGUUGCUCCAUAAAUGUUUGUUAAAUGAAUAAAAUGAACCACAUACGUGUGGCCUCAAG
This is a messenger RNA of Artibeus jamaicensis (Jamaican fruit-eating bat), 7410 nucleotides long. It is a transcript of the gene DCAF10, whose product is annotated as DDB1 and CUL4 associated factor 10. Gene Ontology annotation, molecular function: protein binding. The transcript is spliced from 7 exons. Gene Ontology annotation, cellular component: Cul4-RING E3 ubiquitin ligase complex. Bases 82 to 1773 code for a protein of 563 amino acids. Lineage: Eukaryota; Metazoa; Chordata; Mammalia; Chiroptera; Phyllostomidae. The record is from RefSeq and is a predicted model, not a curated record.